GCAAUUCUAACACACCGGUCCCGCAAGUGAUAAGUGAAGGGCAGCGUGCGGCCGAGCCGAGCGGGUCUGACGCUAGCUGUCGAGUGCAGUGUGUGAGGGGACGUGUUCGGGGUUGUGGCUUUGUGGAGAGCGGCUGGAAAGUGAAAUCAUCAAAUAACAUAAAGAAAAAAAAAUCGCUAGUCAAUAAAAAAGUAGCAGUAUGCUUGACGUGACUCAGCAAUAGCCAUCAAAAGUACUUUAAUUAAAACGUUGGCCAAGACAAGUGUGGAAUUAACUGAACCCAAAUUACAGAAGAACAAAGAAGAAUUAGUGAAACUAAAUAAAGAAGACUUGUAUGACCUCAUUCAUGGGUGAAAAGAAAAGAGAAAGAAAAGACAAAGAGAAAAGAGAGAGAAAGUACAAAUAAUAAAACGCUGGUGUGUUAUGACGGAAAAGUGGAGGCGUGAUUUGCUCGCCGUGGGGAGGAUUUGAAUGUUGGUGGUGGCGGUGUUUCCUGGAUAUGAUCAAAGUGCGUCUGGGGAAAAGUGACCCUUCUAGAGACUCACAAUUCUGUGACCACCGAGGGACACGACCUGUGCCACUGUAGUUUAUACCGUCGCGGUGAACCAAGCCUGGAAUUGGCGCAAGCACGUCCGUAUUGCUCAAGUGAACCAAGAGCAUAGUCGAGAGUGUAGAACGUGGACUCAGGACAGCACACGUGCUUCAGCAACACCAUGAGGAAGCAGCGGUGGGUGACGGCGCUGGAGGUGGUGGCGGUGGUAGUGACGGCAAUGGCGGUGCAAGAGGCCGCCUCCCUUCGAGUCCCUCUGCUCCCCGCCGCUGCCUUCCAAGAGGACAGACGCAUCAAUGUUACCGACGAUAACCACACUACUAACGAAGCCACUGAAGACUCAUGGUCGUGGUCUGGGUGGCUGCCCUCUACACACACCCUCGGCAUUAGCUUCGGGGAGCUGCAGGAAACCCUCAACAGUGACUGGGGCUUGAGAUUAAGACGCGACCCUCUCGAGCUCUCCGGCAUGGAUGAAGGGGACAUCGUGCCUCCCCCAUCUCGAGGGAUAGUGAAGAAGAAUGGUCUUGAGAACAAGAUAGCGGUCCGGGACAGCAUCAAGCUCUGGGACGGUGCGGUGGUUCCCUAUGAGUUCUCCAUGGAGUACACGCUACUACCGAUCGAGCAGCUCAACAUCCGUCGUGUGAUGCGGGACAUCGCCAAGCACUCCUGUAUUCGCUUCGUGAAGAGGACUGAUGAGCAGGAUUAUCUCAAGAUCAUCGUUGACAGGGACAGGUGUUACAGCUACGUGGGACGGGUGGGCGGCGAGCAGCAACUAUCCUUGGGUCUCCUGUGUGCCACUUGGUUAGAUCUGGGUCCUAUCUACCAUGAACUUUUCCACGCCCUCGGGUUCUACCACGAACACAACCGGCCCGACAGAGAUCAAUACAUCGAAGUGAACUGGGACAAUAUCGCAGAAGGCAGUGAAAAGAACUUCGUUAAAAGGGAAAUGAAUACCGUGGAGCUCAUCGACCUUCCCUACGACAUCGAUUCCGUGAUGCACUACAGUCCCUUCACGUUCAGCAAGUGGUCCAUCCUCACCCCAACCAUCAAAUCCAAGAAGAAAGGUUACAACUUCUGGAGGAAAGCCGAACCCUCGAAAACUGAUUAUCGCAAGCUCAAUCGGCUGUACGGCUGCAAGCGAGGUCGGAGAGCAAGGUGGCUGGGACGCGUUGGGCUGCCCACUGCAGGCAAUCCCUACGGCGGAAAAAGCUUCACUCGGAGGCAGCCACGACUAUGGAGGCAUCGUUUUCAGUCUUAAGAAGAGUAAUAUGAAUUUUUUUUUUUUUUAUUUCGGUGCUGGCGCCGUCCCUUCUGCUCAAAGUCACACUUGGCUGUUCACUUAAUAGUAAGAUUGUCUGAUGUGGCGAGUGCUGUUACUGUUGUUUAUAAUAUUGUUGGUUAAUUUUAGUUAAAAACUUUCUUACACAGAGAACGUGCCCUUGAGAGGACAAUGGUUCCGUCAGCGUGGUCCGUGAUUGAAAACAAAAUUAGCAAAAUGCAAAUGAUACUCACAUAAUGUUGAAUCACCCAAGCUACACCAGCCUAGUACAAGUCCCUCUGCGUCAUCAGCACUUACAUUGUUAAUGAUGGUUUACGAUUCUUUACACAAUUAUUUCAGCAGUUACUACUUCGGCAUGAACAAGGAUAAUUUCUGUGAACUGGGAUUUCUCUGAUAAGGCAACCAACUUUUGCUCAGGGAAAUGUUUCUUGUGUAAUAACAUCUUUAUAUAUUCAGUUACGUGAUGCUCUGUGUCACUACUGUAGUCACGAGGUUAAUUAGUGUAUGUUAUUUCAGGUUGUCGCGGUAAGAUUUUGACAGUCUCGCGGGUUGUUCUGUUUAGAGGAUGUAUAAUGUUAAUUAUUCUGUCAUGUAGGCUACAUAUAUAUGUACCAAACUAGAAUAUGAAAACACUUUUCGUUAUGAAUAAAUAUUGCUGCCAAAGAUAAAAA
Molecule: messenger RNA, 2500 nt
Organism: Scylla paramamosain (green mud crab)
Lineage: Eukaryota; Metazoa; Arthropoda; Malacostraca; Decapoda; Portunidae
Product: astacin-like
Exons: 11
Coding region: 714-1808 (364 amino acids)
Biological process (GO): proteolysis
Molecular function (GO): zinc ion binding; metalloendopeptidase activity
Source: RefSeq, a predicted model, not a curated record